GUUUACGUACAGCACGAGGCAGGCAAGGGUGAAAUCGCCAGAGUGUGAUUAUAUUUUAGCUUGAAAUUAAUUAGAAAAGCCCAAUUAAUUGAUAUAAUUAAUUACAAUCGGUUCCACCCACAUGGCUGAUUGUCUAUUGGACUGAAAAAAAGUCGAAUCCAGAUCCACAGGUGACUUACAAAGGUAGAAAUAAGACAGCAGCUGGGCGUACAAUUAAUUAUUGGAAUUGUUGAUUACGAUGGAGGCUACUAUGGCGACGACAAAAGUGGAGAAUAUCGAUCUUAUCGGCGACCUGGACAAAUUGAGGAUGCGGGCUUUAAUGAACCCGUUCAUCCUGGACAAAGUAUUCUCCGCUUUAAAGGACACAUCUUCUUUAAAAGCGUCCCGCCUCGUGUGCACCACGUGGUCCGACGUCGCGACCGGAUAUCUCGGAAGGCGCGGAUCCCUCCUCUUUUCCUCCAAGCCGACCAAAGAGUUGGCCUCGUUCGACCACCAACUGGCCAAAAACGUCACAUUAUACAUGAAAUGCUGCUGCUAUGAAGUAUGUGCCUGCUCCUCCAACAUCCAUCUAGCCCUUCCCACCAAUUUCGAACCCGUCCUGCCCAAAAUCUGUGGGUCUCUCAAAACCAUCCAGUUCAUCGUCGGCAUCGGAUUCAAGCCCCGUCUUCACGACAUGUGGCUGGACUAUCAGUUUCCCAACUUGACUCGGAUUUCCAUUUUCGCGUCCCAAAUCGGGAGCGAAGAAGAUGACAUCAAACUUGACAAAUUCCAUCCCCUCCCGAACCUCAAAAUCAUCUCGUUCAGGAUUCUUCCGGGUUAUAAGAUGUUCUCCAGUACGAAAGCUGGACUUUCCUUGAUUUGUCAGAAGCUGCUAAACGCCGCGACAAACUUGGACGAGCUCAGUCUUCAGACCAAUUUCUAUUUGGAUUUGAACAAGUGUCGAAAGUUGAAGAAGUUUGGAUUUGAAUAUCAAGAAAGUCGCGACGUCUUUACGAGGGAUGUGGUGCAGUUCGAUCACUUCGAGAUGGACAGGAUGUUGAAGAGUUGUAGAAAUUCUUUGGAAAGGCUCAGCCUGAAUUAUUCUACGAGGAGGUGGCAUGCGAUCGAGUACAUUAAGCUCAACUUCGACUUCCCGAAUCUCACCGAACUCAAAAUCGGAGCCUCCGACGUCUUCAAGGUCGACGAUUGCCUAAACAUAAUUGAUCUACCUAACUUGACCCAUCUCUUCCUGGACACUUCGGAUUCGACCGAUCUUCCCGACAUUGUAGGAACCCUGCAUCUGCCCCACGACGGGAUUACCUCGCUCCACGUGGUCACCAUCCACGAUGGGGAAGUUGGGGAAGAAGAUGUUGCCAAACUGGGGAAAUUGUACCCCUCCGUUACCCAAUUCAAAUUGGACCUGAGUGUCGAGUUCAUCCCCCAUUUGGACGAAAACUUUGACUCGUUAAAGAAAAUGUUCGAGUCCUUUGGCCAGUGGGGAUUGACGAGCGGACAGAUCAGCGUGAGACACGCUUUGCCCCCAGUGAUUGGAAGAUAUCGUGAGCGCGAGUUUGAUUCCGAUAUUGUGUUCGCCGUGCUCGAGGGGAUGAAGGAGUGGAAAGGACUGUCCAACACGUGUCUCGACUUCUUGGGGGAUUAUGACAACAUUUCGUUCAAAUUGUCAGACCGGUUACGAAAUGCGGUGGAGUCUUGCAGUGCUAUUCGAAACUUGGCGACACGUGGGUAUUCCUGGUAUUAAUUAAGAUUGACGAAAAAACGACGAAAUAUUUGACGAACUUCAAGCGUUUAUGGGGAGAGAUUAAAAAAUAAUUGACGAAGUAGUGUCACUAAUUAAUGUUAGAAUUGUUUUAGUUUUUGAUUAGUAAAGUAGUUAAUUAUCUACUAUAUUUAUGUAUCUAAUUGCAAUACAUACAUACUUAUCAAGUACAAAUUUGAAUGCCUUUCAGACAGGAAUUAAGACUGACUUUGUUGUUAUUAAUUAUAUAACAAGCCUAAUUAUAGUUAACCUGACUUGGUAAUUAACUUUGUUUAAAAUGGUUGAGGUGUUAGUUAGUUGACAAAUUUUGAUUUGUUGUAGUAAGUAGUUUACUAAUUAGUUUAUCUAGUUUAGUUUAGUUUACUUAAAUGACUACCAUUUGCGUAAUUAGACCCAUUUAAACUAUCCAUGUAUUGCUUUAUUGAUAGUUAAUGCUUGUUUCUAUGAAAUAUUUUUGUUACUACUUUUGAUUGUUAGAUUAAAUUCUAACUUUAAUGUGACCUACUUAAUUAAAUUUACCUGUGAUUAAAAGUAAGAGAAAAUGUUUUAAUUCUAAAA
Molecule: messenger RNA, 2314 nt
Organism: Folsomia candida
Lineage: Eukaryota; Metazoa; Arthropoda; Collembola; Entomobryomorpha; Isotomidae
Exons: 6
Coding region: 239-1738 (499 amino acids)
Source: RefSeq, a predicted model, not a curated record